Messenger RNA from Nicotiana tabacum (common tobacco), 387 nucleotides. NCBI's taxonomy places the organism in Eukaryota, Viridiplantae, Streptophyta, Magnoliopsida, Solanales, Solanaceae. The record is from RefSeq and is a predicted model, not a curated record.
AUGGGGGAUCUGAACUUUUUCUUGGGUCUUCAAGUGAAGCAGUCCACGAAGGGAACUUGUAUUAGUCAGCAGAAAUAUAUCAAGGAACUUUUGAAGAGGUUUGAUAUAAAAGCAUCAAAUGUGAUUGACACCCCCAUUGCCACUGCCGCCAAGCUAGACAUGGAUGAAUCUGGCUCUCCUGAAUCUCAUCUAAAAGCUGCUAAAAGAAUUCUGAGAUAUCUUAAGGGAACACGGGACAUGGUUCUGUAUUACCCUUUAGGUGACAACUUUAGUCUUGUUGGUUAUGCUGACGCUAACUAUGCAGGUUACCUUGUGUACAAGAAGAGCACAUCUAGAAUGGCUCAUUUCCUAGGAUCCUGUCUGAUUUCAUGGGGUACAAGGAAGUAA